This is a messenger RNA of Fusarium graminearum PH-1, 1089 nucleotides long. RefSeq lists its product as uncharacterized. Lineage: Eukaryota; Fungi; Ascomycota; Sordariomycetes; Hypocreales; Nectriaceae. Gene Ontology annotation, molecular function: protein binding. The transcript has a single exon. Bases 1 to 1089 code for a protein of 362 amino acids. The record is from RefSeq and is a predicted model, not a curated record.
AUGGAGCCUACAUCAGACUCACUAUCCAAUGUCCAAGACAUCUUUCGGGUCUGUGCGUAUCACAGAUAUGAAUUCGAUGAUCUUUUGGUCCGGACGCCUGACUCGAAGCUUCAAGCACCGUUCCUACAGAGUGCAUUCAACACACCAGUCUCAUCGAGCCUUGGGGCUCUGGACCGCUUGCCAAAAGAGCUGAUGGUCAUGAUACUUCAGGAGCUCGAUAUUGUUUCAUAUCUUCGAUUUCGCGCCGUCAAUAACCGAGCGCGAGACUUGGCAACGGACACUCGUGAAUACAGCCAAGCCGUAAAACACGGGUUAGCGGGGUUGAAGACGCUGCUCAGAGUGCAAACGGCACAGCUUGUUACCAUGAACGCCUUCUACCGAGCCCUUAUCAAUCCCUCAUGCCAGUUCUGCGGAAAGUUUGGAACGUUCCUCUUUCUUCUUAAAUGUCAGCGCUGCUGUUUUACAUGCCUGGAGAUCUCCUAUGAUCUGCGUGUUAUGGCCAUACCGGCUCCGAAAAGGCUUUGUGUAGAGUGUAAUGUGUCGAGAAGAGAUAUCGAGCGAGUGUGCGAGCCCAAGUUACGGGUUGUAUAUGGCAAAUACUCGUUAGUGUCAUGGCCUAAAGUCAGGAGACCAAGGUAUUUGGUCACUGUCAAAGAUGCGCACCAAAGACUACCUUUGAUUGAUACCUACCAGCCGGUUAUCGAAAACACUGUACCCUUUAUACCAGAGCACCAAUCUCAUAUGGAUGUAUAUCACUAUAACUGCUAUCGAUAUAUGGCCACCACGGCGUUCCCGUGGUACGACCCCAGUCGAAACUGUCUUGAAAUAGGGAUGAGCUGCAAGGGAUGUAACUUUCGUGUCGAGGAGUAUGUUGCUGAACAUCCUAAUGGAGGGGAUCCGCCGUGGGGUUUCAAUGAUCGAGAUCGAAUUUACUCAGAGGAAGAGUUUAUGCAGCAUUUCAUAUCAUGCAGGUAUGCUAGGGAGGUAUGGGAAUCGGCUCGAGAGCGUCAGGUUAUCCCGGAGUCGAGAUUCACCCUGGAAGGCGGUGCUAUCGUCAACCAGCGAUCUCGGCGCACACAACACUGGUAG